AUGGCCGGUAAGGAAGGCGCGUCGGCGCGCCGAGUACUGCUGAAGGACCAGCAAGCGCGGCUAUUGGUGGGCGCCUCUCCGGAACUAGCGAGUGCGCACGAGCGCGACUUUGCCGACGGCGUGCGGCUCCUCCUGCGCUAUGGCAGCGAUACAUCGCUUGGGCCCAAUCGGGGGGCGCUUUGGGGCCCGUCCGCUGCGCCGCUCGCUCCGGGGCAGGGCGAGGUCGCAGCCUUGCUCCCGACGUGGUACACACAGGCAAAUGCGACAAAGAACAAGAAGCAGAUCAUGGAAGGAAAAGUAACCGCAGAGGCAGGGCGCAGCGCCAAGGAGACCCAGCGCGAGGCCGCGCCUGUGCCGGCUAUCGACGCCGCACUCUCUCUGGACGCCAAGGCGGGCAAGCGAAAGGAAAACGCGUCAUCAACCCUCUCGGAACCCACGCGUGCAGCUGCUCCGCCUCUCAAAGCGCCCAAGCUCGAUCGACAAGGUCCCAGCCUCGCCCAAGGGCGGCAGGGCACGAGUCUGCCGAAAGAGCCGCCCGGCCAAAGUGCGACCAAAUCUCCACGCCCAGGCGCUGGGGCCAGGGCGACGCCCUCUGGCGCGCGUGCGCCGGCGCGCAAGCAAACGGUGGACCCCAAAGCCGGUCUUCGCGCGCUCCUCCAGCAGAAAAAGCAGCAAGAGGCCAAGCCGAAGCCGAGCGGCGGUGGCCUUGCCGACUUUCUUAGCCAGCUGUAA
This is a messenger RNA of Malassezia japonica, 732 nucleotides long. RefSeq lists its product as uncharacterized. The record is from RefSeq and is a predicted model, not a curated record. Lineage: Eukaryota; Fungi; Basidiomycota; Malasseziomycetes; Malasseziales; Malasseziaceae. Bases 1 to 732 code for a protein of 243 amino acids. The transcript is spliced from 2 exons.